Molecule: messenger RNA, 6545 nt
Organism: Centrocercus urophasianus (Greater sage-grouse)
Lineage: Eukaryota; Metazoa; Chordata; Aves; Galliformes; Phasianidae
Gene: SHROOM3
Product: shroom family member 3
Exons: 11
Coding region: 249-5981 (1910 amino acids)
Biological process (GO): actin filament organization
Cellular component (GO): apical junction complex; adherens junction; cortical actin cytoskeleton
Molecular function (GO): actin filament binding
Source: RefSeq, a predicted model, not a curated record
UGCUGAGGUGCCUCUGCGCACAGCACCUGUAUCCGCGACUCGUUAUCUUAAUCGCUCUGCUUCCGUCGCUCCUUUUCUCGAGGCAGCAGUGCCGUUCCCUCCGCUGAAGACCGCGUUCAUCAAGCAGCAGGCUGCCUUUGCAGCAGGGAUGGGAAUACCUGAGACUUGGGCUGAUGUCUCACAAGGUUAAACGGGCUCUCCCUCCCCUCAUGACUGCAGUGGGACUAAUCACACAGUAAGGAUUACUCAUGGACACACAUGCUGCGAAGGGAUGCACCGACCCGUGUCCCCGCCUGCUCGGUCCAGACCGUGUGACCGCUGACUUUCAGCCCGGCAAGCCUACGUGGCCAGGAGGAGUUAAGUUAAGGCUGAAGAGCAGGCGGAGUGAAACUCCGGGCCGACCUCACUCCUGGCAUUCAACCAAACUUUCGGAGAACCAACCCGAUCCCAGCAUGAUGCAAAUAUCUCAGGGUAUGCUUGGCACCCCUUGGCUUCAGUCCUACCACUCCAGCUCCUCAACCAGCGAUCUCUCUGGCUAUGAGCAUGGCUAUCUGAGGAGAAGCCCUGACCAGUACAGUUCCCAGGGCAGCAUGGAAAGCUUGGACCACUCCUCCCCUGGCUACCAUCCUUGUCACCUGUCCCCAGCCAAAUCCACCAACAGCAUCGACCAGCUCUCCCACCUGCACAGCAAGAGAGAUUCAGCCUACAGCUCCUUCUCCACCAACUCCAGCAUUCCCGAGUACGCCGCUUCGCCUUUCAGCAAGGAGCACUCCUGCUCCACAGACAGCAUGCACUCCCGCAGCAGCCUACCAGAGGGCAUGAAGCAAGCUGACAUCAGGUAUGUCAAGACAGUCUACGAUUCCCAGCGAAGGAUUUCUGAGGAGUACGAGGUGAAGUCCUCUGCUUUGCUUCCAAGCAGUGAGGCCCGGAUCUUGCAGAAUGGCCGCGGCCAUGGCAGGCUCCACAACGUCAGCCGGAACAGCACAGCUCCCUCCUGGGUGCAGCCAGGCCAGGACAGCGAAAGCAAGCCCCACAAGGGACCUCCCUUGCCUCCCACUCGCAGUGACAGCUACGCAGCCAUCAGGCAUCACGAGAGACCCAGCUCAUAUUCUGGCCUUGAUCUGAACAAGCCUAGCCGAAGCCAACUGAAAGGGCCCUGGUCUCCUCUUGUCAGCCCCCCCUCCCAGGGACCUCUACUGAAGACCCACUUUGGGGAAGGGCAGCUGCACACAGUGGUGGAGAAGAGCCCGGAGAGUAGUCCCACAGUGAAGCCCAAGCAGAGCUAUUCCCACCCAGGGCAGCCCCUGCUGCCUACCGGCGUUUACCCAGUACCUUCUCCAGAGCCACACUAUGCCCAGGUGCCCCAGCCUUCUGCAAGCAAUAAUGGAACUCUUUUUCCAGCUCUGGCCAAAGAAAGUGGCUACUCUUCAUCUUUUCCAGUCUCGUAUGACAAAGGUGCAGCCAGCAGCACCCUGGGCUUUGAUGAGAAUGGAAACCAAAGUACUACAAACAGAUCGGCUGUUUUUUAUGAGCCCCCAGAUGCUGAGAGAAAGCAUGAUGCCACAGCACAGCUUGUCCAGCAAAAACUUCAUAACACAGAAGUCUACUUAAGCAUGUCAAGGAAGGAGGAGUUGUUACCCUCUUACAAGGCAGCAUACUGCAACCGAGAUGCUGUGAGUCCUGCACAGGCCUCUAAACACAGCUUUCAAGCCCUGCAGAUCCAGCCAAGAGAUGCCGGUGAGAGAAAAAGCCCCUACCAGUCCAGAGAGAACCGGGAGGCUGAAUGCCAGGCUGACAAAAAUGGCAACAUACAGAUAAAUGAGAGAGAUGCUGCCACGCACCUCCAGUGGGGUCACAACAAAUCCAGGCAGUAUAGCUUCUCUUCUUUGCAGAACAUCCCUGAGAGCUCCAGGAGGCAAAGUAACUCUGAGCCAUGUGAAAAUUAUUCCAGUGCCAAGCUGUCCUACUUGAACAACAGCACCAAAGAGGAGAGGGAUCACAGAGGACAACGCAGUGAUGCAGACCCGCAGACCCUUACGAGGCAGGACGAGGGCAAGAGCAUGGCCCCAUUCCAUGCUGUAGAGCCAAAAUAUGAGGAGAUUCCUUUGCAGCACCCAAAGACCUCUGAUCUUGGGAGGAGCCGGCUCAGCUCUAGCAGCACCCAAGGUGUUCUUCAUGGCAAACCAGAUCUCAGCAAGUCCCGCUGCUCUGUGCUAGAGAAGGUCAGCAAGUUUGAGCAGCGAGAGCAAAGCACUCACCGGCCCCAGAGUGCUGGUGUUCCCAGCUUUGGCCAGCAUUAUGGGCUCAGCAGGGUGAGCCAGGCCUCCAAGAGCUCUCCAAGCAGCCCAGAGGAUAUGCGGAGCAAACUUGGCACCCAGCUGCCCAGUGAGAUGAGCAGGGUCUCCAGCCCCUCUGUAAGGAACGGGAAGUUGGAAGAGGCUGAUUGGCGCUGUGUGGAGCUGCAGAUGGCAGCUUCAGUGAAGCAGGCAAGAUGCAAUGAGUACUAUCACACAUGUCCUGAAAAUGAAGUGCAAAUAAGGGUGGCCCAGCUGCCAAGGAGCAAAAGCACAUUCCAGCUGGGAGGGGAGCCUGAGAAAGAAGUCCUCUGGAAGGACAAUAUCCAGGAUGCCCACGGGUCACAGCUGGACACACCGUUCAACAGGGCCUACAGGAACAGCAUUAAAGACGCACAGUCCCGAGUGCUGAGGGCCACCUCCUUCCGGCGCAUCAGCCCCCCAUUUGCGAAUAUGCCCAAGAGGGCGAUCCAGAGGCCUGCCUCAGCUCAUGUGGGCAUGAGAAGCAUGGCGGUGUCUCCCCACACCCCAAAGGAGAGACACAGCGUCACGCCAACGGAAGGCAGCCUCUCUGCCCUGGACUACUCCAGGACACCUCACAUCUUGCGCAUCGGGGGCCGGAAGCGGCUGACAGCAGAACAGAAGAAGCGGUCUUACUCGGAGCCAGAGAAGAUGAACGAGGUGGGCAUCUCUGAUGGGGAGCCAUCACCUUUCUCCUUCCAGAAGAAGGGCCUCCAUUUUGUCUUCCCUGAGAACACGGUGGCUGAUAGGCGUAAGAUCUUUGAAAGGGAUGGCAAAGCUUCUUCCGCUGUCAGCCUCUCUAAGCCAGAGCUCAAGCAACUCCAGCAGAAUGCCCUUGCCGACUACAUUGAGCGCAAAACGGGCAAACGACCAUCCUCACAGGACGGCGGGCUGCUCAGGGAGCGAUCCCACAGCUCCUACCUGCAAGCAGGUGGCCAGGACAGCCAGAGCCUUUCCUCUGCCUCCAGCAUGAAUUCUCUCCAGGAUCAGAACCUCUUCCGCCGGAGGGAGUCCAUUGAGCGGAUAGCCAGGACAGGGCGGGUGUCUUCCACCCUUCCUCCCGGGCUGACGGGCUGCUUUGAUGGGAGUGGGGAUGAGCAGAAGAAAGGACGCUGGGACAGCUCGAUCAUGAGCAGAUCGAAAACAGACAGGUGUCGGGAUUACAGAGCCCAAAUGGAGCUCACCAAAGGCACGCAGACAGACCCUCUGCGCCCGCAGGGCCAGCCUUGCUAUGGGCAGAAGGAGCAGAGCUUUGAAGCACCCAGGAAAUCUGGGAAAUCAGUGUCUGUGGAAGACUUGCUUGAUAGAUGUGACAAUCAGCAAAGGAAUGCAUGUGUCCCUGUGCACACACGUUCCAGAUCAUCGCCCAUAGCAGAUAAAAAACACCAGGAACUGCUGAGAAGAGAAAGCAGUGAGUUUGGUGCCAUGGGGAGAGAUCCUUUCUAUGUGAUCAGUGCAGGAGCCAGGUCUUUCAGCAAGAAAGAAAGAAGCCACUCAGAAAAAAUGACAUUUACAAGUUAUUAUCCCCAUGCACACCACAUCAGUGAGAUUGGCACUGGGUCUUCCGCACUGACCGAGAACCAUAAGGUCUCAGAGCUUUCCAGACAAGAUGGCAGGAGUUCUGCAUUUGUUCCAUCUCCAACAGAGGCAAGGAGUCACUAUCCUGAGCAAAAGCAAGGCUUUAAAUCCACGUUCCUCAUUCCUUCUGCAUCUAGCCAGUCCUCCCCUAGUACACCUGCUUCCGACUUGCAGGCCACAGGUGAUGGCCAGGCUCUGAGACAGCACCAUGCCGAACAAGAUGCUUUUCCUUUUGGGGGCAGCAGUACUGCUCAGGCACCGUCUUCGGAUGCUGUUCAGGAUAGGUCCGUCGAGGCUCCUGAAGAGGAGAUUGUAUGCAGAAGGAAAGCAGGGCUGCUGCAAAGAUCCCUCCCACACAGAGUGAUGUGGGCUCACUCAGUCAAAGACAACAGCUUGCCACAUGCUGUGGUGCCUCCUCCAGCAGAUGGGCCAAAGUUCUCCCACAGGUGGCAGUCCCUCCCAACACAGAGCAGCACUUCCUCUGACCCAGAGACUCCUUCUCCCCAGGCGACAACUCACCUCCGGAUCUCAGAGUCGUGCCUGCAGCUCACGCCUCCACCGCUGCUGCAGGAUGAUGAAGACGAUGAGGUGUUCAUCAUGCCUUCCCAGCCUGCUGUCACUGCUCCGGCCUUCUCACCCCCACUGCCACCCCAUUCUCUUCCUGAGUUGAGCUCUUGCACUUCUGCGAAUGGCACGGAGGAAUUCCCACCUCCUUCCCCACCAACUGCACUUGAGGAAUACGGGGCAGCUGGAGACACGUCCACCAGGCUCACAGAGGACAAAGUGAGCAGCUUCAAAAGCUUUUCCAAAGCCCUGGCCAAGAGGGAGAUAACAGGGUUGGGCACCAAUGUCAGUGAAAAUAAUUGGUCCUUCUCACCAUCUUUAUCAAAGAGGACUAAUUCUUCACCUGCUGUGGAUAAGCAGCACCAAUCAGCUACUUCUGAAGGGUCUCAAAGCUCUAAUGGAGAACCCACAACUCAACCUGAGGGCAACCACAGAGAACCAGCAGUUAUCACCACAGAGUCAGAAAAUAGUGGUGCAGACUCUGGGACACUCAACACAUGUCCUCCAAUGAAGACAAAGAAAAAAAGCCCAGAGGAUAUUAAGUCAGAGGCUUUAGCAAAAGAGAUUGUCCAUAAAGACAAGUCUCUGGCUGAUAUCCUGGAUCCUGACUCCAAAAUGAAGACAACCAUGGACUUAAUGGAGGGGCUUUUCCCCAGUGGAACCAGCUUGCUGAAGGAGAACAACAUGAAAAGGAAGAUGACACAGAAGAAAGCUAGCAGGACAGUAGCAGAAGAUAACACGAAAGAAGAAAAGGAAGCUCCUGUAACCAUGGUCACCUGCCCUGCUUAUUAUAAUGUUUCAGCACCCAAAGCAGAACUACUGAAUAAAAUCAAAGAUUUGCCAGAAGUAGGGGAGGAGGAGGAGGACUUGUUGGACAUCAACGAGAAGAAGGCUGAGCUCAUCGGGAGCUUGACCCACAAACUGGAAAUCCUGAAGGAAGCAAAGGAAGGCUUACUUGCAGACAUCAAAAUGAAUAAUGCUCUCGGAGAGGAGGUGGAGCUGUUGAUCAGCGAGCUAUGCAAACCAAACGAGUUUGACAAAUACAAGAUGUUCAUCGGCGAUUUGGAUAAGGUGGUGAACCUCUUGCUUUCUCUCUCAGGACGCCUGGCCCGGGUAGAGAAUGUUCUCAGUAGCCUAGGGGAAAAUGCCAACAGUGAAGAGCGGAGCUCUCUGAAUGAGAAGAGGAAACUGCUGGCUGGCCAGCAUGAAGAUGCCCGGGAAUUGAAGGAAAACCUCGACCGUCGAGAACGGGUGGUUUUGGAGAUCCUGGGCAACUACCUCUCUGAGGAACAGCUCCAGGACUACCAGCACUUUGUAAAGAUGAAGUCUGCACUCCUCAUAGAGCAACGAGAGCUAGAUGAUAAAAUCAAACUGGGUCAGGAGCAGCUCAAGUGCCUGAUGGAAAGCCUCCCCACAGACUUCACGCCCAGGGAUGCAACAGCAGCAGCUGCCCUAGCUGCAGCACUUGCUACCUCUGCUGGAGUCAAUGGUAAAACACUUCCAGCAGUCUCAUCCUCACUUUAACCUUUCCCAUGUGGACCUGGGGCAAAGUCUUCCUGCUUGAGUCUAUUUAAUCCAAGUACUGUGCAGAUGGCUCUCUACAGUGACAGUGAACAGAGACAGGUUUAAAACCAGAUUUUGGUGAAGGAAACAAAUAGCAAUAAUAAGGGUUUUAUUUUUCUUUCCUUCCACCACUGCUUCCUGGAAACUUAAAUCACUCUGGGGGGAACGAAACUCAGUUGUGUCUCCUCCUAACAGAGAUGAGGAAGACUCUCAAGAGAAUUAAACAUGUUACUUUUAAUAAAAGAAAAUCACGUCCUCUCUUUCCUGCUUUUCCUGCCUACCUGGCAUCUCAUUAAAUAAUGAAGGAUCUAAAAGAAUGAAGCCUUAAAAAUAAAACCAACCCAUUCUACUGAACGUUAUUGAUAUUUAUAUUUUUUAAAGAACAAGGUGAUGUGUAAGUUUUUGUACAUACUCUAAUCAGUUACUUGAUUCUACUUUGUUCUGUAUGUAGAAAAGACAUUUGUAUUUUGUGAAAACUUUAACAAAAAGAGGGAACCCCAAAGAUAGUGAUGCAUUAGCCUGGAA